Pistacia vera is the source of this 1277-nucleotide messenger RNA. RefSeq names its product pirin-like protein. The coding region runs from base 37 to 993 and encodes 318 amino acids. The transcript has 6 exons. Lineage: Eukaryota; Viridiplantae; Streptophyta; Magnoliopsida; Sapindales; Anacardiaceae. The record is from RefSeq and is a predicted model, not a curated record.
CACAAUAAACUUCACCAUUCCAGCUCCUCUAUUUAUAUGACACUUAUUAUCAAUAACUUGUUCAAGACGCAUAACAGUCUCCUUGUUCCUCCCUUUUGCAGCAGAAUUAUGUCUCAAUCUGAUCCACAAAGUGCUUUCAACAGGCCAAGAAUGGUGGCCAAGAAAGUUCUUGCCAAACCACAACAUGAGGGUGAUGGUGCUGUUGUUAGAAGAAGCAUUGGAAGGAGUGAAUUGAAGCUUUUGGAUCCUUUCUUAAUGUUGGAUGAGUUUUCAGCAUCCCCUCCUGCUGGAUUUCCAGAUCAUCCACACAGAGGUUUUGAGACUGUUACAUAUAUGUUACAGGGAAGGAUCGCUCAUCAAGAUUUCGCAGGCCACAAGGGAACAAUUGAGACUGGUGAUGUUCAGUGGAUGACAGCAGGAAGAGGCAUAAUCCAUUCUGAAAUGGCUGCUGGUGAAGGUGUCCAAUGGGGUUUACAACUUUGGAUCAAUCUCUCUGCUAAAGAUAAAAUGAUUGAGCCAAGGUACCAAGAACUUCGAAGCGACGACAUCAAACAAGCAGAGAAAGACGGUGUAGAAGUUCGCGUUAUAGCAGGAGAAUCGAUGGGAGUUCAAUCUCCGGUUUACACCAGAACUCCAACAAUGUACCUUGAUUUUACUCUGAAACCAAGAGCUCAAGUACAUCAAAGUAUUCCAGAAUCAUGGAACGCAUUUGCUUAUGUAAUAGAAGGCGAAGGCGUGUUCGGAUCAAUCAAUUCAUCGCCAGUAUCGGUUCAUAAUGUGUUAGUGUUAAGUCCUGGAGAUGGGGUAACUGUUUGGAACAAAUCUUCAAAACCAAUGAGGUUUGUUUUGAUAGCAGGGCAGCCAUUGAAUGAGCCAGUGGUGCAAUAUGGACCAUUUGUGAUGAAUUCACAAGCUGAAAUUGAUCAAACCAUUGAGGAUUAUCACUAUUGCAAAAAUGGAUUUGAAAUGGCCAAGUAUUGGAGGUCUCAAUGAGUGGGAAAAGAAUGAAUAAAAGUAUUAUUAUUAUUAUUUAAUUUAAGUGUAAUAUUUGUUGUAUUUUGUAUCUUUAUCAUCGCUAUCUCCAUCCAAUAAGAAGAGAGAGUAACAUCAAUUAGAAGAUGAAAAGAAAGUUUUUCUAGAAGAAAGAAGUGUGCAGGUGGGUGAUGGAUCAGCUUAUCUCAGUUAUAUUUUUCUACAAGACUUUAAAAAUGGAUUUGUGGUAGUUCAUGGUUUGAAUUGAAUUGACUUUGUUUUAUUUAAAUUUAUAUUAUGCUUGA